AAAUAGAUUACAGACUACUAGCCCUAUGCAUCGGACCCUAACCAAAUCAGAAUUGAACCUCUCCACUCUCACUCACUCGCCCAAUCUAUCUUCUUCUGCUGCCCCGUUUAACGCCUGAACGGACGGUGACCCACUCCGCCGCAGCCGCUUAAAUCCUAAAAGUUUUGAAGAGUUGGGCACAUUUCUUGGUAUUGCUUCUCAAAAGGGUGAGAAAAUAGCUUCUAGAAUGAUCCAGGAAGUUGUGCCGUUUCUCCGAGUGAAAAGACUCUCAGAGAAAGCCAUUUUGCCAUCUAGGGGUUCCCCUCUUUCAGCUGGCUACGAUCUCUCUAGUGCCGUGGAGACGAAGGUUCCAGCUAGAGGAAAAGCUCUGGUGCCAACGGAUCUCAGCAUCGCUGUUCCUGAAGGAACGUAUGCUCGAAUUGCACCGAGGUCUGGGCUGGCGUGGAAGCACUCGAUCGAUGUGGGGGCGGGAGUGGUGGAUGCUGACUACCGGGGGCCGGUUGGGGUGAUCCUUUUUAACCAUUCCGAUGUUGACUUUGAAGUGAAGGCCGGAGAUAGAAUCGCACAGUUGAUCAUCGAGCAGAUUGUGACCCCGGAAGUGGCUGAGGUUGAUGAUCUUGAUUCCACGGCUCGCGGCUCCGGUGGGUUUGGAUCUACUGGUGUCUAAGAACUUGAUGUUUCUCGUCAUUGGUAAGUUAUUAUGGUAGAUAAUGGUGAAGGAUGAUACAAUUGAAAUAUCGGAUUUGGGAUUUCUGUCCUGGUUCAGUCUAUUUGGUGUAAGCAAUUUCGGCCGUCCUCGUAUUAACAUGGAAAUUGAGUUACUAUUAGUUGUUUCACUGA
Salvia hispanica is the source of this 840-nucleotide messenger RNA. Lineage: Eukaryota; Viridiplantae; Streptophyta; Magnoliopsida; Lamiales; Lamiaceae. The record is from RefSeq and is a predicted model, not a curated record.